AUGUCUGCUUUUUGUUCACUGUUUAUUUUAUUAUUUUUAAAUUGUAUAGAUUAUAGCUAUAGUAAUAGCAUAGAGAAUAAUAAUAAUAUUAAUAAUCAGAAAGAAGAUAAAGUUAAAAAUAAAAAUAAUAAUAAACCUAUUUUAAAAUUUAAUACCGAUAAUACUUUUAAAAUAUUACAAAUCACUGAUCUUCACUAUGGAGAAGAUGGAGAUUGGGAUAAAUUAAAUAUUGAAUCACAAGAGAUUCUCAUUGAAUCUGAACAACCUGAUUUUGUUAUGUUAUCAGGCGAUAUGAUAUCAGGAUACACUGAUUUCUUUACAAAUAUAACAAAUUAUAAUACGAUUUGGGAUACCUUAACUUUACCAAUGAGAAAAAGAAAUAUACCAUGGUCAAUUACUUUUGGUAAUCAUGAUGAUGAAGGAGCUUACAACAGAUUGAAUUUGACAAUGUUAGAUAUGUCUUAUGAUUUAAGUUUGACUCAGAUUGGACCGUCCAAUGUAUCUGGUGUAGCAAAUUAUGUUUUAGAAGUACAAUCAUCAGAUUCCACAGAUAUGGCAACUCUCAUUUAUAUAUUCGACAGUAUGAAGAGUAGUCAGUGUGAAAGUAUGAAUGGUGAUUGGGGUUGUGUUGAUCACUCCCAAGUUGAGUGGUAUGAACAAACAUCAAAGAAAUAUAAUAGACAUACUGGGUUCGCUUUUGUUCAUGUUCCACCUAUUGAAGUGGUUGAUCUUUGGAAUACUAGGACUGUGCGUGGAGAUUUCGGUGAGAGAUUGUCGUGUUGUUUUGGUGAUGGAUCGCACUUGGUUGAGUCAAUGAUUGAACGCGGUGAUAUUAGAACACUGUACUUUGGUCACGACCACAGGAACGACUUUCAAGGUGAUUUCUUUGGGCUCAAUUUGGGAUACGGUAGAAAAUCAGGUUACGGUUCCUACGAUCCAAAGUACACUCAAGGCGCCAGAGUGCUGAAGAUCUACGAAAAGACACUGACUCACGAGACAUGGAUCAGAAAUGUCAAAGGGGAGCGUGAUGACCAGAUUUCACAUACACCACUCGACGAACAGCCAAGAUAUUGCUGUGUAGGUCUCGAUUCCAAAGACAAUCCUAGCUGGUCACUCUAUUUCGCGCUCUUCACCUGUGUGAUGAUCAUUCUGUUUUUCAUUCAGUGGAAGAUCAGCAGUGGUGUGAGUCACCACAAGCAACAACUCUUGCUAGUAGGUGCUGACAACACCAUUCAAAUGAUGUCACAUGAAGAGAUUAACCGUCAAAAUCAAAGUAACAACAUUUCCUCUGCAAUUAUAAACUUCUAUGAUAAUAGUUUAAAUAAUUAUAAUGGCAUCGAAAUUAGACAUGUUAUGGAUGACUCUACAAGUAGUAUAGAGAGUCCACUUUCAUCGUAUAACGAUGAUAAUUUUAUAAAUAAAUUGAUUGGAAAGGAAGAUUCGAGAAUUCCUUCUUCUCUUCGUUUUUCAGAAGAAUUUGAAGACUGUGAUUCAGAUUCCGAUACUUCUGGUAUUUUAAGUCCACCAAUAAUCGUGGAUCAAAGUGAUUUGGAAAAAAAAGAAGAUAUUGAAAUAAAUAAAAAAAAAAGUAGAAUUUGGAACAAACCAUUUCUAAAAGAUAAACUUUGUAUUAUUAUCUUCCUUUCACUGGCUUUGGUCAUUAGAGUUGCUAGUGCAAAACUAUUAAUCCCCAACAUCUUUACAAACUAUGUUAGAAACGAACACCCCAAUUUCACCAACGACGAGGUCACCUCGAUGGCAUCGAAAUACAAGUCAGUUUCAGAUUCUCUACCGUAUAUUACCAAUUUCCUAUUCUCUCCAUUGCUCGGUGCUCUAUCUGACAAGUUUGGAAGGAAAUGGAUUCUGGCAUUCAUUACACUCACCCAAAUCAUUGAUAUGGUGGUGGUUGGAAUCACUUUCUGGUUCGAUUUGAUUUGGCCAUUCUAUAUAAGUCACACCAUUGCAGGAGUAACCAAUGGUGCCCUUCCAAUUACACUGUCGUACCUUGCCGAUCUAACCACUAAGAGCGAACGAUCCGUUUGGUUUAUGAUUGUAGGCGCUUCGGUCGGAAUUUCAGUGGCAUGCGGCCCUCUCUUGGAGAUGUUUUUAAUUCAACUUUACUCUUACAAAGCCGCGGUCAUUGGAAAUGUUUCAGUACUUCUCAUUUCGUAUCUAUUCUUACUACCGAUAGUAGAUUCAAUAAAGUACAUCGAAGGUAAACCAAAAGAUCCAAUUCUCGAUCAAUUUGGACAGAUACCAAAAGAAAAACUUGGAAGUUUGAAUCCAUUUAAAUCAAUCAUCAGAUUAUUCACAACUUCAAAAUUCAUUGGAGUUUAUGCACUUCUUUACUUCUCUUUUACCUACACAAGCCAAGAUACAAUCAACACAGCCUACUAUUAUACAAAUAUUAGAUAUGGUUGGGGAGCUCUUCAAAAUUCUAUAAAUACAAGUGCAGUCGGUGCAUCUGUAUUCAUUUGGAGUUCUUUUAUAUUACCUAUUUUACUUAAAUUCAUUUCUGAAAGAAAAAUUGUUAUUGGAGCAUUCUUAUUGAGUGCAAUUUUCCAUGUAUUAUUUGCAUUCGCAGUGAAUCAAUGGAUGUGGGCAGUUUCAAUGUCACUUGGAUCAUUCAGUAUGGUACUUUUAAAUCUGAUUCAAUCGAUUAUUUCAAAAGCAACUCCAUCCCAUAUCCAAGGUGCAAUGCUCACUGGUGUAUCUGCUCUAUCUUCAUUGUCUUCGGCCGCCGGUGCCUAUGCCUCCCAAAAUAUUUUUGCAUACUUUAUCAGUGCAAAUGCACCGAUCUACUUUCCAGGAAUGCACUUUUUGAUUAAUAGUGGUAUCAUAUUUAUUACUUCGCUAGUAAGCGUCUAUGCAUCCCGUAUUCAAAAUCCAGAAGAAACUCAACAAUUACCACCAACUUUAAAAAAAUCAUUAUUGGAUGAUAUAACAUUGACAAGAUAUUCUUUAGUUUAUGAUAAUAUCUAUGGUUAUGAUGAUUCUCGUAUCUUUUUUGAAUUCAUAUCUAUCUUUGAUAGUAGAUUCAAUUCAGCAAAAGAAGAAUUUAACUUUAAUCAAGAUUAUGAAGUUCAAUAUUGUAAUCCUUAUGACUAUUAUAUAGGUAAAUAUAUCUAA
Messenger RNA from Heterostelium album PN500, 3129 nucleotides. RefSeq lists its product as uncharacterized. The coding region runs from base 1 to 3129 and encodes 1042 amino acids. The transcript is spliced from 8 exons. Gene Ontology annotation, biological process: transmembrane transport. The record is from RefSeq and is a predicted model, not a curated record. Gene Ontology annotation, cellular component: membrane; cytoplasm. NCBI's taxonomy places the organism in Eukaryota, Evosea, Eumycetozoa, Acytosteliales, Acytosteliaceae. Gene Ontology annotation, molecular function: transmembrane transporter activity; hydrolase activity, acting on ester bonds.